Messenger RNA from Camellia sinensis, 2191 nucleotides. Lineage: Eukaryota; Viridiplantae; Streptophyta; Magnoliopsida; Ericales; Theaceae. The record is from RefSeq and is a predicted model, not a curated record.
UACAAAUCUCUGGUGAGAGAAGAAGAAGAAAAAGGAAAAGAAACAGAGGAAACAUGGAAGCUCACAGUCUCCCAAACCCAUCUUCCUUCCAUGUUCUCACAUUCCUUUUCACCAUUCUUCUAUUCAUCUCCCACCAUACCCAACCAGUCUCAGCCACCACCAGCACCACCACCGCCACCACCAGCACCACCACCAAUCAAGCCUAUGCAAACUUCAUCCGCACCGCCUGCAACACCACCACAUACCCAUCAGUUUGCUUCAAAACCUUCUCUCGCUACGCUGCCGUUGUCCAAAUCAACCCCUGGAAGCUUAGCAACACCGCCCUUAACAUCACCCUAAAAGCCGCCAAGAGCACAUCUAAACUGGUGUCGAAGCUUGCUCAACAGAAUGGUUACACUCCCACAGACGCAGCUGUCAUGAAGGACUGCAUAGACAAUAUUGGAAGCAGCAUAGAUGAGCUCAAGCAAUCUAUUCAAGCAAUGACAACUGUUGAUAGUAGCUCUGAUAAGCUGUUUCAGAUGGACAGCAUCAAGACUUGGAUGAGUGCCGCCAUAACGGAUCAGACUACUUGUACAGAUGGAUUUUAUGGCGGCGAAGUGAGUCCCAGUGUGAAGAACAGGAUCAGUAAUAGCAUUUUGAAAUUCACCAGACUUACUAGUAUUUCUCUGUCUCUCAUCAACAACCUCACUUAUUAAGAACGCAACAGUAUAAUAGUGGUUGAUUCACUUAAAUGAAUUUUUAUUUUUGAAAUUUACAUUGUGAUAUUUGUUCGGUAAAAAGAAAAGAAGUAUAUAUUCCAAAUGAAAUUGUCAUUUAUCAAUAUAGUACCAUGCUCAUUCCAUUGAGAGGUCAAGGAGUAAUUAUUUCAUUUUUACCGCAAAUCAUCAUUACAAUAAACGAAACACUCAUGAAUUACGCACUAAUGUUACUUUAAUAAUAAGUUUUUUUUUUGUUUAUUAUUUUCAAAAAUUUCACUGAAUUUCUUAUAAAUUAAAUGGAAACAAGUUCAACCAUCCUACUCCAUAUAAAGAGUGUUGGUUCAUGAGUCCAGAUCCUCUGCCAUGGUUCCUGCGAUGCUUCUAAAACGACGUCGUUUUUGUUGUUGUUGUUGUUAUUUAUUUUUAUUUGUUUCAGCUCUCAAAACCAGAGAGAGACCAUCUAAAACAGAAAACCAGAGACGAAGAGGAAAGAGGGACGGGCAGCGACGACUGUGGCGGUGAGGCCACAUUCAGUUCCUCCGACUCCAUUUCUCUCUCGUCGUCGGCGACCCAACCACCCCAAUCGUUUACAUUGGCUUUUCAAGGCUCCGAUCGAAGAUUUCUGAUCUUAAUCAACUCCCAAUCAACGAUGAUGAAGCCCCUCUGGUGUUGAUCAGUUCAGAUGACGACGUUCGGUGCAUGGUCGAUGAGUUUGACAAGCUCGAAUCGCUCGAUAAGCCCUCUAGGCUCUGGAUUUUUGUUUGAAAUGAAUGGGUAUGUUUUUAGACAUAAAAACUGUGUUGAUCUGAGAAUUUAAAUGAUGGGUCUCGGGUUUCUUAUAAAAAUUAUAAUGGGUUAGGUGGUUUGAAGAGUGUGAGUGAUCCUUCUGUUAAUGGUAAUGGGCAUGAGAGUUUUCGAUUGCAAUGGAUAUUCAAUCUCUUCCUCUUUUCUCUCUCUUCCUUGUGUAUUUAAACCCAAAACCCAUCAUUGUUUUCACAAUUUCAGCAAAACCCAAAUUUUGAAAAUCACUUCUGAAGAUUGUUUUUGUCAAGAACAUCAUGGUUAAUUCAUGUGUGAUAGAGAAUGCUGAGGCAAAAAUUGAAUGAAAAUUGAAUGAAAAUGGACGAGUAGAAUGAAGGGAAUGUAAGAUUAGGGAAAAGAGGCUGUUUUUUUUUUUUUUUUUUUUGGGUUACAUAAAAAGGUUGUUCAUCUUCAUCAUCUUCCUCACUGGUUCGCAAUUAUCAUUUGAAACGAGCGACUUUGGUUGGGAAAAGAGGUGGGCCGAGAACUCCUGUGCCUACUUGAAGAUGGAUUCAAAAUCACCUCCUCCAAGUGUUCCACAAAAUGCUAAAUCAAUGAAAUAUCCAUCAAGUAUGGAUCUCUUUUGACACCCAGUUUAAUGGUAAUGGGCAUGGGCAUGAGAGUUGGAAUUCAAGCUUUUGACACCCAGUUUAAUGUUUGGUGGUCUGUCUCUCUGGUUAUGAGAGCUGAAA